UCAGGAUUGAACCUGGGACCUCAGUACUGAGUACAUGACCUUUCUUCACCAGGGGAUCUGAAGCAGUGAUGCUAAAUCCCCAGACAGAGAGAAAGGAAUGUUGCAUGUCAAAGAUGGAGUCUUUCCAGUCCUUUACAUUUGGCCUCUGGAACGCUGCGAGAUUGUCCUGUGCUGUUCAGCGCAUCUGCCCUUUGGGGAUCGUCCGAUCUUUCUCGACGUGGGAAAAACCGUCACCAGGAGAGCCUGGUAAGGAGAACAGCGAAGAGUUGCCUUGUUCGCCGACAGAUCAUAGGCUUGAAACCGCUGAGCACGAGGGGGCUGUUCAGCCAACCCUGAAGCCACUCUAUAAAACCCAUAAGGAUCGCACUCCUCAGAGCAAAUUCUGGCAGAAAUUUCACACAAAGACUGUGCCGUCCAGCGGGGAGGAGCUCCGGAACCUGAGGAACGACGAUUUCCCUGAGGAGAAGAGAAAGCUCUUGCAAAAGCCUGUCCCUGUGGAAAGGACCAAAGGCUCGGAGAUCUUGUUCGGAAUCUCCCCCUGUUCCUUGGCUCUGAUGAGGUCAAAGAGGAACUUUUCCCAGCUCUUCCUCAAGGCCGGCAGCAGUGGGAUGUCACCUGCGCUGAAAGAAUUCUCCCGGCGCGCCAAGGAGUGUGGAGUCCCAGUGAAGAUGGUUCGCCGGAAGGUGCUGGAUGCCCUUUGCAAGGGAGGUGUCCACCAGGGGGUUUGCCUGGAGGCCACGCCCCUUCGCCCCACUGGCUGGCAGGAAGGGCUGUCCCCUGGGGCUGAGGGGGCCACUGUUGGUGAGGGCUCGCAGCUCCUCUGGCUGGCUUUGGAGGGGAUACAAGACCCCAUGAACCUGGGGGCCGUCCUGCGGACUGCUCACUUCCUGGGCGUUGACGGGAUUGUGAUGAGUCAAAGGAACAGCUGCCCCCUGACACCAGUGGUCAGCAAAGCUAGCUCUGGGGCCAUGGAAGUUUUAGAUGUGUUUACCACUGAAGAUCUUCAGAGCCUUCUUAAGGCAAAAUCGGAUCAAGGAUGGGAAGUCCUUGGGACAGUCGGCUACAAGAAGGUCCAGGAUGCCGUCCCCACUGUGAGCUGCUUAGAUUUCCGCUGGACGAGACCCACCAUAUUGUUACUAGGAAAUGAGGGGUACGGCCUUUCUCCGGAGACGAGAAGCUUGUGCCAAAGGAUGUUGACCAUUUCCCCCGGGAGAGAGCUACAGCCUGGCAUUGAGUCAUUAAAUGUGUCCGUCGCGGCUGGCAUUCUCUUGCACUCCAUAUGCAGCCAGAAAGAAAAAGCGCAGUGAAAAGCUUUCGUUUUUACAAGGUGGGAAAAAGAAUGGGGACAGCCUUUAAGGAAGUUACCCCGACAAUCUGUGAUUGAAGGUGGGGGGCACUUCCGUCAAGAAACAUUCUGGGCAAGAAAGAAAGAACUGGGGUGCAAGCUUAACUCCCCCUCCAUCGCCAGAAGAGCGUUGCUUACCAGCACGGUCACCGCUGCAUCCAUAGUCCUGAUGCUUACAGCAGCUGUGGCUGGGGAUGGAAAGAGCUUCAGUUUCAGUUCUCUCUGUUCCUCAUUUUUCCAAUACAUUUCUACAGCGAUCUGUGAAUUUUUUUUAAAAAAUCCUCAUGAAAAUUCACCAUUUUAGUGCAAAUUUCUCCAAAUUCAAAGGUACACACUUUUGCAAGCCAUUUCUCAUCAUUUCAUGCCUUUUUGCAUAUUAUUGUCACUCGUUUUUAUGCACGCUAUCUCCUAAUAUACGUGCUUUUGUAAAAGUUGUUUAGUUGGCGAACUGCCUCUCAUAAUUCUAAUAAAUGCGAAUUUUGAAGGAUGGCUGUGUUUCGGUUCCCAUAGUGUUUCAAAAAUUGCAAAUUUGAUAAAUUCUGCUUGAAAUGCGAAUGGAAUUGAAAUUCUCACCCAUCCCUAGCUGUGGCUGAUGCUGGACAAGUGAGCCCGAUGCUGUUGCACAAUGGCAGUGAAACCGGCUCAGGUUUCUGGGCUGGCUGAACCCAUUCCUGCCCUCGGUGCACCCCAUUUUGGGGUCAUUUGUUGGCUACCGAUGCAGCCCACCCCCCUGCAUGUAGCAGGCUGCAUUAUUGAUAAGACUGCAAGUGAAACCUUUAUCUCUUUUCUUUUCCUGUGCUACAGAAGUCUGAUUUGGUUCCCCCCCCCUUUUAAUAGAACGUUAUAAAGGAGACAGGAAUUGGUAGAUUUCCCCCUGCUUUUUAGGUUUUCAAGAAGGAAGGACUGUAUUCUGGCCACUAGGGGGCAGCAAUGAUAUGCAUUUUGGUUUACUUCACUGUGGGUGAGAGAGACUGAAUAGUUUGUAGCAAGAUAUUAGAAUAUCCGUUCUUGUUUCUAGAAGGAAAUGAGACUAAAACUCAUUUCUUUAGCCUUGGUAUGUAGAGCUGAUUUUCCAUCCAUCCAUAUAUAUAUUGUGUGUGUGUGUGAUUCAUUCUUUUGUACCCCAUCACAUGAAAAGCCCAAUUUUUUAUAAAAAAAAUGGAAUGCAUGUUCGAGGCCAACGAUUUCAUCUUAUGAUUACUUACGACUAUUUAGAGGAUUUCUGAUUUCCUUUUAAGAUAAAC
Rhineura floridana is the source of this 2589-nucleotide messenger RNA. RefSeq names its product mitochondrial rRNA methyltransferase 1 (gene MRM1). Gene Ontology annotation, molecular function: RNA methyltransferase activity; RNA binding. NCBI's taxonomy places the organism in Eukaryota, Metazoa, Chordata, Lepidosauria, Squamata, Rhineuridae. Gene Ontology annotation, biological process: rRNA methylation. The record is from RefSeq and is a predicted model, not a curated record. The coding region runs from base 69 to 1307 and encodes 412 amino acids. Gene Ontology annotation, cellular component: mitochondrion. The transcript is spliced from 6 exons.